GCUGCCUUUACUAUCUGCGUUUGCGCGCCGGCGCUCAUUGGCUGAUAAUCGGUCAACAACAGGGUCAGAGGGACACCCCGGGACACCGGACACGCGGGGCAGCAUGUUUACAGCCACGCUCACCCAGAAUUAGUUCCUCAAGACGAUUCGCCCGUUUUAUUUAUUUAUUUAUUUCCCCCUCUCCGUCUGGAGACAUUAUCUCGUCCCGACGAUGCUUCUGUGCCGCGCGGGCAGGCUGUCGUGUGCGGCUUUGGGUCCGGCUCGGACGGCUCCGGGCUUUCUCCUGCUACACGGACCGGGACACGUCACUAGUCUGACAGCGCCCGUGGGCCGCCACCUCCACCGGUGCCGGUUCUUGUGCGGGUCCGUCGUGGAAACCCGAGCGCACCCGAACAGGCAAAAAGCAGAGCUGAAGUGGGGCACGCGGCUCGGUUUUGUAACCGCUGAGUGGAGACCGCUGAACCGAGCACGCACUGAGGCUGCGCGCCUGUCUGGGGGGGAAUUUGACAGAGGACGCGCCACGGGGGGGCUGUUCACAGGUAACUGGGGGGUGUUUUGUCGACGUCCCUUCACAACCAGCAUGCAGAGCAGAUCCUCGUCCACGAAGCAGAGCGCGGAGCCGCUCGACAGCAGCAAAAAAGACACGUCUACCUCAACCCCCGAGAAGAGUCCAGAGGAGAUGCCAGAGUCUGAGGAGCCAAAACCUAACAAGACCCAGCAGCUUAAGAAGGUUUUCAAGGAGUAUGGAGCCGUGGGAGUUUCCUUUCACAUUGGAAUGUCACUAAUGUCUCUGGGAAUGUUUUACCUCCUUGUAUCAAGCGGGAUCGACAUGGCCGCCAUUCUGUGUAAAGUGGGCUUCAGCGAGGCUGUGGUUCAGUCCAAAAUGGCGGCCGGAACCAGCACUUUUGUCCUGGCCUACGCCAUCCACAAGCUCUUCGCCCCUGUUCGCAUCAGCAUCACUCUGGUGUCGGUGCCUCUCAUCGUGCGCUACCUCAGAAAGACUGGACUCUUUAAACCACCCACACCCGCGCCCUGAUGACUCCCCUCCGCCCUCCGGCUGCCUCAUUAGGCAUCCUGAAGGGCCCCUUAUAAAACCCUUGUAUAUAUUCUUACCUGUUUGUUUUCUGCUGGGUACAUUUCAUCAGUUAGUGCUUAUUUGUGAAUCCAGGGAAAUACUUCAACAUUAGCAGACAAUUUUUUUUGUGAGGUUAAAAUCUAAGGUAUAAUGGGAUAAGCUUAAAACAUUUAUUUGGUCCCUUCUUACAUUUUAAGGAGAGAGAAAUAACACUAAUCCUUAGAAUGAAUAUGCAUUCAUAUUCAGGGAUUUUAUGUCUCAGUUGUGAGCCUUUUUGGCGGCUGUCAGGGGUUUUGAAAAAGAGUGCUGUCUGCCUCAGCUGUUCUUUCUCCUGACAUUUUUUCUCUCUGUUUCCCUUCUGAUGCUCUUCUGCAUUUUUUAAUGUUCUUCCAAAUCAUUGCAUCAUUUGAAAUGUGAGGAAAGGGUUCUUUGAUAUAAAUUUAUUUUACUGCUAACUUUCCGUCAACAGUCUUGUUGUUCCUGAAUCUUUUAUUUAUUUGUGAUUUUCUUUGUCCAGUUGUCACCUCACUGUUUUCAUUGGUAAGUAUUAAACAAUGGAGCAGAUGAAUGCAGACUCAACAGUUCAUUCUUAAGGCAAAAAUGUCCUUUUCUACCCCUGGUUUGUGCUGUAUGGCCUCCGUUGGUUCAGACCAACUGUUAUUGAUGUGGUAUUCAGACUCAACAUGCUGAUAAAUUACUGCUACUGCCCUGCUUUGCUUAAAAUACAAAUUGUGUUUUGUAUUUUUUGUAAGAUCAUGGAAUAGAACAUCAGUAUAUUAAGCAUGGUUGCUAUAGAUUUUAAUGUUUAAAUACAGAAGAAAGGUGUUACACUAAAAAGUGACAUAACAAG
Messenger RNA from Oryzias latipes (Japanese medaka), 1925 nucleotides. RefSeq names its product mitochondrial inner membrane scaffold 2 (gene mims2). Gene Ontology annotation, cellular component: mitochondrion. The record is from RefSeq and is a predicted model, not a curated record. Lineage: Eukaryota; Metazoa; Chordata; Actinopteri; Beloniformes; Adrianichthyidae.